CGACGGCAAUAUUGCGCGAUCGCGAGAGACGAAAUGGAAUACGUUCGGAUCCUCCGGGCCGUCGGUAAACAAAAAUCAUUAAGGUACGUCUCGUCGACCCGUUUGUCUCCGUUCGUCCGCUCAGCCGCGUAGCCGUCGCCCGGGCUCUCCGCGUUCACCGUUCACCUCGUCAUCGACCGUAGCGACCACCGGCACCCGCGCUCGUCACCGUCGCCGUGCCCGGAUCUCGUUUUCCGCCGGAACCGAGUCGAAGGCAGCCUCGUCGCCGGGGACCUGUCGUUUUGUUCCUCGCGCGCGUCCCCCGUACACUACACGGCACCCGGACAAACGAGUCGGCCGCACUCCGUGCUUCUGUGUGUGCACCGUUUUGACGGGUGUGUUUGUUUGUGUGUGUGUGCGUGUGUUUUUGUGUGGCGCGUCCGUGUAUUGCUGUGCCCGAGCUCGUUCGCGUACUCGGUACGUUUUUUCGUUUUCGUUUCUCCCCAGUUUCUCGCCGGACCGGCCGAACGCGUCCCUCCCGUUUCCAACGCCAUUUUACACCGUCCUUGGCCGUUUAGCGCCCCGGUCUGUUGCCGGCUCGUGUACAGCCAUCAUUCGGUCCGUUCGUUCGUUACAUCGAACUGCACAGCAGUUUUGUUUACCCUCCGCCAUCACGUUACCCGUUUGGCGUGUGCGUGCGCUGUUUUAUUUUUCCGCUGUCCGUACUUACGACGCGCGCUCGGUUGUCGUUGUACGCCUCACAGCCGCCGCGCACGUUUCCCACGAACGCCCGUCUUUCUAAAUGUGUACGAUCGUCGUCGACGGUCGCACAUCAACAUUCGUCUCGUCCCCAGUACUCGAUUGACGCGAUGGCUUCCAAAAAGUGCGGUUCACCCAGUCGCAUGGAUUUGGUGAAAGAGAGUCAAGGAAGAAUGAAGGAAAUAUACAAACUUAUCGCUGAACCAGAAUCAGCUGACAGCAAAAAGAAACUAAAUUCAGAUUAUUUCGAUUAUUCUGGGAAAGUUAUUAAUCACGAUUAUUGUGAUGUAUGUUAUGGAGGUGGAGAAAUUGUAUGCUGUGAUAAAUGCCCAAGAUCUUUUCAUAUAAUUUGCCAUGUUCCUACAAUUAAUAAACUACCUGAUGGUGAUUGGUUUUGCAGAGGCUGUUCUGAAUGCGAUGAUGACGACGAAAUUCUUAAAGUUCCUAAGAAUACUGUAGAGGUUAGAGGAAGGCUAACAAGAUUAUUAGAAAUUGAAAUUGUAAAGGCACAUUCAGAUGAAGAAUUUCUCGCUGAAGUACCUACCAAACGCAAAUUUAAUGUAAAGCUACAAGGACGAAAACAAUUGGAUAAACAAAAAAUGAUUCGUAAAAAGGAUAGAUGUUUUUUAUGCAAACGAGGUAUUCUGAGGGGACGAUUGGUGAACUGCCAUUAUUGUAAUCGACUUUAUCAUCUAAAUUGUUUGGACACUCCAAUUCGUGACUGGGAUCAUAAUAUGAGAUGGAUAUGUCCUGCUCAUAACAAUUUCUUUCAAUUGUCAUAUCCUGAAUUGUUCACUCCUGGCGCUGGAGUAAUAUCAGAUACUAUAACAAUGAAGAGACAACGAUGUGAACUUCCAAGAUUGCCUAAAUAUAAAUUUUUCAAUGUACCUAGUCAUAUUGAUGCCAUGUAUAAAGAGCCAGAAGAAAACAUUCCAAUGAUGUCGACUGAUAAUUCUUCCUUAAAUAUUUUAUGUGACGUUGCAUCACUUGAAUUAGAAUCAAUAGAUUCUGAUCAGCAUAUCAAUUAUGAAAAUAGAAUUUCAAAUAAUAUUUCUGUUAAGUUCCUACCAACAUCUCAGCAUCUCAGUAUAUUGGAAAACAAUAAUAAUUUACUAUCUAAACAACCUUGUGCUUCUUUAACAUUUUUAUCUUCAUCCACACCCAUUACUAUUUCAAUACAAGAAAAAUCAUUUAAGAUUGGUAAAAGUUAUAAUAAUCAUUUUUCUUUACAAGAUUUGGGAAAUUGCGAAUUUCUUUCUGAUUACCACGCUACAAUUACAUUUGAUGAUGAACUUGGAGAUUAUCUUGUGAAAAACCACAGUAGACAUGGUUUAAUAGUUGAUGAUGUAUCCUAUUUUGGAAAUCGCCGACCUAAAGAAUCAAGUAACAGUGAACUGAAAAAAAUUAAUUCACAAGUAAAAAAAUUCAUAAAUAAACAACGAAGACAAGUUUGGAAUCGUAACUUGAUUCGUAUAUAUCAAAAUAAUUAUAGUAAAGAAAUGUUCAUUAGAUAUAUUGGAAAAAAACGUAGAUUUAAUUUUGAACCAUUGUUAAAAUAUUAUACUGGUAAAUUAAAAAAAAAUAAGCAUGAUUAUAAAAAAGUCGAGUGCAUGUGUUCCAAAAGAUUUCCUCCUAAAGAUGGGUACGCUGGACAAGCUUUACUAUGUAAUGGAUCUAUAAUGUCAAUUGGUUGUUUUAAAUUUGAAUUCACUUAUGAUAUAUAUACAAAAGAAAUUACUAAAGGCUCUACAGAAAAUUUAGAAACCAAGCAAGAUGGGAAUAAACUUAAUGGAGUGCGAUUAAAACCACCAUCUGAACAAGAGAACUGCAUCAAUAUUACCAAAUGUAACAGUUAUGAACAGGAAUUAGUUACCAUUAAUAGCCAUUGCUCACUUGAAGAUACAGAUGACACAAAUUCUUUCAAUGAACAAAAUAAUAUAAGCCUGUUUGAUAACUCCCAAGAUUUUAGUUCUUCUAAAGAAAGAACUAUAAUAAAUGGUAUUUCUAAGAACGUAACUAUGCAUGAAAAUGAUUUUAAACCACCAUUAGAAGUUAACCUGCCAAAUAAUACAAUAUGCACAAGUAAUUUGAAUAAUACAGAUGACAUUUUGUUGGAUAAAUGUUUUGCCAAUGAUUUAAUUCAAGAAGUUGAUGUAUUGUCUGAUGAUGGUGGAAUUAUUGAAGAAGAAAUUGUGUAUGAAAUUAAUGUUCCUGAGGCUGAUAUCAGUACAACAAAUUCUAUAAAUGAUGAUCAAGAUUGGAUUAUUGAAGAAAUUGUUGUUGAAGCAGAUAAAAAUGAUCUCGAAUCUUCUGUUAAUUUACAACUGUCAUCACCACUAGAGUAUUCUGUACCUGAAAAUAAUCGUGGAGAUUAUAAGACUGAACAUAUGUAUUGUGCACGUAGUCCAUCUUACAAUGAGCCUAUUGUCAUAUCAGACGAUGAUGAAUAAAUAUAAUAUGACUAAGAAUUUGUAAACAAUAAAGUUUUUUUUUUU
Messenger RNA from Sipha flava (yellow sugarcane aphid), 3233 nucleotides. RefSeq lists its product as uncharacterized. Gene Ontology annotation, cellular component: nucleus. Gene Ontology annotation, molecular function: transcription corepressor activity; protein binding. The transcript has 12 exons. Bases 849 to 3188 code for a protein of 779 amino acids. Lineage: Eukaryota; Metazoa; Arthropoda; Insecta; Hemiptera; Aphididae. Gene Ontology annotation, biological process: negative regulation of DNA-templated transcription. The record is from RefSeq and is a predicted model, not a curated record.